AUGUUACCUUCGGGACAAAUUCUGAACUUUAUCACUGAUCAUUUUAAUGAAAAUCCGAAAAAAUUAUGUCUCCCAAGAGAACUCCAAAAAAUUGCCAAUGGAAUCAUAGAUAUAUUACAUGGCGCUGAUGUUGAUGAAAUUACAGUUGAAGCCGAGGAAAUUUUGGAACAAGUCGAAGAUGAAGCUCCGGAUUCAGGUGGGUUUAUCCAAAGAUUUUUACCCAAAAUUUUGACAAAAAUUCCAGAUUGGGAUCCGCUUACUCCUGAUGUUUUUGAUCAGAAUUUGGGAACUUGUGCAUCAAUGGUCAGAUUUGGAGAAAAGUUAGUGAAUGUUGCGCAAGUUCAAAAGGCGGUUGAUUUUUAUUUUGGAAAAACAAAAACCAAUAAUAAUGGAAGUAUCAAGAAACCUAGCCUGGAAACGAUGAAGAAAAACUUCCGCUUCAUAUCAAGUGGGAAUCAUCUGGAUAAACUUCGAGAAUUUCAACGACUCGGUAAAUUUUUUAUUGAAUUUUUAUUUCUGACAAAAGUAUUUUCAAGGUGAAAUUCGAACGGAUAGACGGAAUGAUCUUCAUUUCAUAUCGAAGAAACUUCUGAAAAUUGUUAGAGAAUUAAUGGAGUCUGGAAAUGUUCUCCAUGAUCGGGAUCUUCAAAACAUGGCGCAUAAAAUUAAAAAGAACCACGGAAUUCAAGCCGAUUUCAAAUUCGGUCUUGGUUGGAUUAAUUGUUGGAAACGAGCAAACCGAAUUUCUUCACGAAGAAUUACAAAAUUCGUUGCAGAAAGAAGGCAUUUGAAUCGGGAUCAACUUGAAAAAAAUUCGGAAGAUUUUGUCAGAACAGCGGUCAACAAAAUGAGUAAUUAUACAAAAAAACAAGUCGUAAAUAUGGACCAAAGUGGUUUUCAACUGGAAAUGUAUGGGAAACGAACAUUGGCUGAAACAGGUUUAAAAAAAGUUGAAGUCGUUGUCAAAUCACUUUCAGCAACGACACACAGUUGCACAAUUCUUCCAAUUCUGACAGCUGACGGCGACUUCUUCCCAUUUUUGUUCGUGGUUCUCCAAGAACAAGGCGGUAAAUUUCCCUUGAAGGGACAUUUCAACGCCUACAAUUUGAUUGUUCGAGCCCAUACCUCCCAUAUUAUGACAAAAAAGCUGAUGAUCGAAUUUUUCAAGCACUGCGUCUUUGUUCCGGGGUCUCCCGACAAAUUCCUUUUUUAUCAUUGAUUCGUGGACAAGUUGGAGAGAUACUGAUGCUAUAAAUAGUGUGAAACCAGCAAACAAACAGUUCGAGACUUUGGUUAUCCCUGCUGGAUGCACAGGCAAAAUUCAGCCACUUGAUGUUGGAAUUUUUUUCCACUUCAAAAAAAUCCAGAAAGAAUUCAUUGCUUUUGCGCAGCGAGAAUGCCCAGAUUUCAUUCCACAUCGUAGAGAUAAUUUGUUGAAGGUGAAAAAAUGCGAUGUUCAAUCAACUUGAAUCAAUAGUUUUUUCCCAGGUCCUGUCUUUGAUCUACAGUCAGUUGUCCCAUCCAAUCCUCCGUCAAUGGCGUCUUUAUGCGUGGCAUGCUGGUGGUUAUGAAACUAAUCAUCCGGCUCAUUUCGAAACGCCUUUCAAUCUUCUUUUCCCAAUGGAUGUUAAUCAAACUUGCUAUAUAAAUGGGUGCACAAAUUCCACUUUCAUUAAGUGUUUAUAUUGUGAUCAAUUCUAUUGUUUCCAUGAUUUUGUUGUUUGUUAUCAUAAAUGCAUUUGA
Messenger RNA from Caenorhabditis angaria, 1743 nucleotides. Lineage: Eukaryota; Metazoa; Nematoda; Chromadorea; Rhabditida; Rhabditidae. The record is from the annotation of a GenBank genome assembly.